Argentina anserina (silverweed cinquefoil) is the source of this 423-nucleotide messenger RNA. RefSeq lists its product as uncharacterized. Lineage: Eukaryota; Viridiplantae; Streptophyta; Magnoliopsida; Rosales; Rosaceae. The record is from RefSeq and is a predicted model, not a curated record. The transcript has 3 exons. The coding region runs from base 1 to 423 and encodes 140 amino acids.
AUGACGUGGCGGAGAAUCUGCAAGGAGAACUCUCUGGUUUGGAAAUCUAUCGACAUCCACGAUGAAGAUUAUAUCAACAUGAACUACAUGGACAAGAUCUGCCGCCGCGUCAUUGAGCAUAGCUCUGGUCAUCUCGUGCAUAUCAGUAUUGAGUGCGUCGGCACCGAUCAACUCCUGAAAUACAUGGCUGAGAGCUCAAGCGGAAUCAGACGCCUCCGAUUCGUGAAUUGCGUUAGUUUAACAUAUGAGGGAUUGAGCAAAGUGGCUUCUGAGCUUCCUGUGUUGGAGGACCUUGACAUAUCAAAAUGUGAUAAUAUCUCAUCAUGUAAAUCUCUACAGAUAGAUAUAUUGAGUUUAAGUGAAGUCAGGACGACAUCUAUCGACUUAAACAAUAGCUCCGUUGUUGUAAUCAUCAUCGUCUGA